Acipenser ruthenus (sterlet) is the source of this 4297-nucleotide messenger RNA. RefSeq lists its product as uncharacterized. Gene Ontology annotation, molecular function: protein kinase A binding. Gene Ontology annotation, cellular component: cytoplasm. NCBI's taxonomy places the organism in Eukaryota, Metazoa, Chordata, Actinopteri, Acipenseriformes, Acipenseridae. The transcript has 5 exons. The record is from RefSeq and is a predicted model, not a curated record. Bases 246 to 3179 code for a protein of 977 amino acids. Gene Ontology annotation, biological process: intracellular protein localization.
AGGGUGCUGAAGAGGAAGUCACCGCCAACACAAAACCACUAGAGCACCGGCGCUCAGUUCCUUCUCAGUCAGCUAGACCCUGCGACCAUUUGUUCAAAAGCUUUUCUUUACAAAUCAACCUCUCCGUUUUCAGAGAUAUAGAAGAAGGAUAUCUGGAGCAGGAGUGACAGAGAGAAACAGAAAUACUGUACAGUCACAGAUACCAACUAAAACUACCUACGUGAACAAACUGAACUGCCAACAAGAUGUCUCUUGAAAGUGAGUGGCUGAGCAGUAGACUGAAGCUGUGUCAUCUAACCAGCUCCUCAGAUGAAGAUCAGAGGGCUCCAGGAGGUCGACAGAAUUCAGGAGCUGUGUAUUUUACCACACAGCCAGGUGAGACUCCCACCUACAACAGAACAUCUGUUCUCAACGCACUCAAUGCAUAUACCCAAGGAUUGAGCCAGGCUCUAGGCAUGGCUUCUGAGGAGCAGGGAGUGGAGACUGAUGACAUUCCCCAGCAGUCCGCAGAACCUGGGCACAGUUUGAUUUCCAGCUAUGCAGACUACAUGACGAGUGAUAUUAUGAGUGUCAUUAAAAGGCAAUUGGAACCAACUGCGAGCAGGAAUGCUGCAUUCGACUUGAGCCAACCCCUACCUGACUGCCAGUCUACAUCCAUUGGUGGAACAGGUGUCAUGCACAAAGAAGGUGAUUUGCAUGUGUCUCCAAUGGAAUUAGAUGCAGGCACUACUCCCAGCACUGAUGAUAAUGGCUUCCUGGGUUUGGCUACUAAGCUUUCCUCUAUUAUUAUUCAGGAAGCACAUGAAGAGAUUAAUAAGGGGCUAACUGUGAGCCAAGGCUCUUCCUCCCAGUGCACCAUUAGCACCUUAUCAGAAGAGAGGAAGAUUAGCGGCAUUCAGUCGGUUGCGGAGGAAUUUGCAUCAAAACUGAUACAGGAACUGGACUCUAUAUGCAUGGAGGAAUUAAGAGACACAAUAAUGACAUUGACCUCGAGGGCUCUUUUGGAAAUGGAUGGAAGUACAAUGGACCAUGAAUCGUGUACCAGUGGGAGGUUCUCUGAAGAAGCUGGAUAUAUAAACUCAGUCAGAUCACCAGACACACCAAUGCCUUGCUGCACCAAGAACUGUUGCGGGAGAGAUCAGCAUUAUCAGUUUCCCAGCCCAGUGGUCUGUGAUCCCCCCAUAAGUGAGGUGGAAAAUCAGUACAGGUUUUUCAAUUCAUUUUUAAGAGAGUACGGGACAGGGGGCUCCAUCACAACAAGACAACACCAAGAGCCAUCCUGUUUUUCAGCUCCAGCAAAAUCUGUAUUCUCCAGCAAGAGUUCGCUGGACUAUCCUGAUGCUCCUCCGCCCACCCCCCUCGUGCCAGAGAAAGGUAAGAGCCGGAGCAGCUUCUCCAGGAAACUGAAAGGUGGCCUCGCCAAGGAGUUCCUCCCAUCUCCCCCUCCGCCAACCCCCAAGGAAGACUCUACUAGUUCUCCUAGGAAAGAGCAAGACACUGGGGAUAAGGCAGAGUUCAUGGCCAAACUCAUGAGGUCACUGUCUCUGGAGUAUUCAGAAAGAGAAAGGGAAGCAGAGCAAAGUAUUGGCCAGGCCAAGGAGGAUGGAAGGUCUCGGAGGCAUUCAAGUGAGAAUCAAGGAUUUCAACAGAUUUCAGUCUAUGCUAACCAGUUAGCUUUAUCUAUAAUGGGCUGGAGCGCAAAUGAAAAUUUUUUAAAAGACCCGAAUGUGGAGACUGGGGAGAGCUGUGUGGACAGCACUUCAACAAAAGGUAAUCUAGAAAACAUCCAGGAGCAGUCUCAGAUGCAGAGUGUGGCUCCCAUAAGAAUGACUCACAGCCCACUCAGCCCUGUGUCUGUCUACGCAGAGAGGAUGAGUCAAGAAAUAAGAGGGGAGGUUUUGGCAAUUCAAAGAGAAAUGUUGCUGGAAACCAAAGUCCCCCGCAAAGCCAAGGCAGCAGCAACAACAACUAAUGGGAUCCAGCCACAUUGUGAAGCGAAUCUCAGCCACAUGGCAGAAAGGCUUGCUGAAGAACUGAUUCAGGCUUCGUUUCAGAUGCUUGUGACGCCCACAAAGGCUGGUCAGUGUCGGGUAUCAGGACAGGCAGAGACAGGGGAACAGCUGUCCAGAACUGUCCCUCAUCCAGACCGACAUGUGAUGUUCAGCCAGCAGUCGGUUGUUUUUGAAGGGGGCGAUAAAGAAAUGCCAGACUCAUCAGUGGAGAAUGUAUCAACUAACCCACCUGCACCAGGCAAAUGCUGUGUGCCAUACACUUGGGAGACCAAUAUUAACUUUGGUGCUUUCCAAAAUGCAGACCUGACCCAAUUUGCAGGGUUAUUGAUUAAAGAUGUCCUGCAGGAAGCUGUCAAACAACUCAAGGAAACCCCUUUUGACAAUGUAAAAGAUCAGUGCCCAUUCGGACCAACCAUGGUAGAGGAAAUAGCAGAGAAGCUGAGUAGGAAGAUCUUGGCCUGUACCAUUCCUUCAGUGGUGGAACAAGAACACCACCAACUCCAUAGGAACCUAUAUGAAAGAGAGGGCGCAUCUGCAGUUACCAUUUCCCAGCACACUGGAAGGACAGUCAAUGGAGGUUGUACACAGUCACACCAGCCAAAAGUGAUUGACUUUGAAAUGAUGAAUUGGCAUGGGUCAUAUGCCGAGGAUUUAGCUAAAGCUGUGCUGAAAGCUUCAUUGGAUGAAGCUGGCAAAUACUGUAGUGAUUUUUUUAAUAGACCUAUUUUAAAGCCUGCCACUGGCACAAAAAAACCCACAACCUUCAGGUUCACACAUGUGAACUCAGGAGAAGAAAGUGGAUUCCCAAAUGGAGGGGCCUUAAAGGCAUACCAGCACACUGACCCCGAAGGAGCCUUCUCUGCAUCCAGGAAGCCAGGCCUCAGGCCAGUGGUGGCACAGCUGGAUGCUCACUGUGACAUUACCACACAGCAGCUGCAGGGAGUGCUCCAAUGGGCAGUAGCCUCUCAGUUAAACAUACCUGUGUUCCAGUGUAGGACCCCAGCAGAGGAUCUAAGAACACAGUUUUCUGGCCUGGCGAGGAGGGCGGUGGAGGGGGGCUGGACGGUGGGGGACCUGGUGACGGCUCUGCUUCGCUACUGUGACCUGACAGAGCAGGCCGCAGCCAGGGGGCACAGUACACAGAGCUCUCUCCUGGACUGGCUGUGACUGCAUGGAUCUCCUUCACAGACACUUCCCUUAGCAACAGUUCUCCACCCUGAACCAGUCCCAGUUUUCUUUCAAUCCGUUCCUAUAAAAGUGAUUUUAAAGGAUGCCAUCUGUCAGGAGGUGUUUUGUGCCACUGUGAAAAUGCAGCAUUGGAGGUUUAAUGAUUAUCUCAAAGUUUAACCCAAAAUGUCACAAGCAUGAUUUUUACAUGUACUAAUAAACGCACCCAAUAAAGUUACCAAAUCUGAAACAAGCAGCUCAGACGUUUAAUUUAGAGCACUGUGAGCGGUCUGAAGAUUCCUAUUGCUUUUAGAUACAGUGCCAGUUCAGUUCAUGGCAAGCCCUCUCAAAACACUUCAAGACCUAUCAAACAUGACCAAACAAUAAAAUAAUACAAGUAAAAUGAAAAAAAAACAAACAUCAAAUGUAAUCACACUCCAAAGGCUUGAGAGAACAAAUAGGCCUAAAACUUUGCCAGGGAAUCAGCAUUUCUGAUGGACCUUGUCAAAGUAAAUAGCUUUGUCAGUCUAGCCCAUAUUAAGCACUGCAAUGAUAUUUAGCCUCAAGGCAUCUUAUCAUCAUAAGAAAGUUUUGUUAUAUGAAAGAUUUUUUUUAUUUUUUUAUAAAGGAAUCUAUUUACUAACGAUUUAAAAUCUCAUAGGCGGUCUGUGAAUCUUAAUGUACUGGGAAUACAUUUUCAGACAGAAUUCCCUUCAACAAAAAUCCUGGAUUAGGGUUGAGAAGAACAACCUUAUAUAAUUUGGAGCUGCAACUUGGAAUAGCUAAUUUUUUGAUGAAUUAAUACUGACCUAGGUUUCCAUAGAAAAAGAACAAUGACUAAAUGUAAACUUGUGUGUUUUUAAAAAAGUGUUUUUCGAUUUUUUCUUUAAUUAAUUGUUUUGUUUUUUUUACAUCUUUGUUUAUUGAUUGAUGGCAUGUCUAUUUAAUUUUGUUGUACCAUUUCUCUUUCUCUCCUUUCAUGGUCCUUCUUGUAUUUCUUGAGGUACAGGAAAUUGUGUUUUGAAGAUUAUUGCAGGGAAAUUGACUUUGUAUUACGUGCAUUCCUAACCUACUUGUGUGUUGUCAGACAAUCCUAAUAAACAGUACAUACAAAGGUG